AUGGCUUCCGAAGCGGAAAUUGAUCUCUAUGAGAUCCUCGAAAUCGACAGAGGUGCAACGCCCGAUCAGAUCAAGAAGGCCUAUCGCAAGGCUGCACUGAGAUACCACCCAGACAAAGUACCCGAGGAGCAGCGCGAAGAGUCCGAGGUCAAGUUCAAGGAAGCCAGCCGAGCCUACGAGAUCCUCAGCGAUGAAGAUAAGCGCCACCUCUACGACACCCAUGGCAUGGCUGCCUUUGACGGCUCACGGGGAGGCCCCGGCGGCCCGGAGGUCGAUCUCAACGAUAUCCUGUCCCAGAUGUUCGGAUUCAACAUGGGCGGCCCCGGUGGCCCCGGCGGUCCUGGCGGCCCUAUGAGACCCCGAAAGGGACCCGACGAGGAGCAGGAAUACAAGGUCACGCUCGAGGAAUUAUACAAGGGCAAGACUGUCAAGUUUUCUGCCAACAAGCAGGUUGUCUGCAGUGUCUGCAAGGGCUCUGGAGGCAAGGAGAAGGCGAAGCCCACUUCCUGCGAGCGCUGCAAGGGCCACGGCAUGGUCGAGGCCAUUCGACAGAUUGGCCCCGGCAUGAUGCGCCGCGAGACUGUCCUGUGCGAUCACUGCACGGGCUCCGGCAAGGUGUACAAGGAGAAGGACAGGUGCAAGAAGUGCAAGGGCAAGCGAACCACACAGGAGAAGAAGGCACUGGAGAUUUACAUUCCCCGGGGAUCUAUGCAGGGCGAGCGCAUCGUUCUGGAGGGAGAGGCAGAUCAGUAUCCAGACCAGAUACCCGGAGAUAUUGUCUUCACCCUUAUCGAGGAACCCCACGACGUCUUUUCUCGACUCGGAAAUGAUCUUUCCGCAGAGUUGACUGUUUCCCUGAGCGAGGCCCUCAUCGGAUUCAACCGCGUAGUGCUGAAACACCUCGACGGCCGGGGUAUCCAGCUCAACCGACCGCGGGGCAAGGUUCUGAAGCCAGUGGACUGCAUCAAGAUCCCUGGAGAGGGUAUGCCCAUGAAGAGGGGCGACGCCAGGGGAGACUUGUAUCUCCUGGUCAAGGUCGAGUUCCCCGAGGACGACUGGCUGAAGGAUGAGUCUGCCUAUGAGGCAUUGGCGAAGAUGCUGCCACCACCACUGCCAGCUGUGGAGGCUGAGGAGAUUGACGAGGUCGAAUAUGAAGACGGCGCUGACAUUGAAGAGAUGGGUGCUGAUCAAGGCGAUCCUCGAUUCGGCAACGAAUGGGAAGACGACGACGAGGGCGAAGGCCAGACACAAUGCGCCACACAGUAA
This is a messenger RNA of Trichoderma breve, 1266 nucleotides long. Its product is annotated as dnaJ domain-containing protein. Lineage: Eukaryota; Fungi; Ascomycota; Sordariomycetes; Hypocreales; Hypocreaceae. Gene Ontology annotation, cellular component: cytoplasm. Bases 1 to 1266 code for a protein of 421 amino acids. The transcript is spliced from 4 exons. Gene Ontology annotation, biological process: protein refolding; response to heat. The record is from RefSeq and is a predicted model, not a curated record. Gene Ontology annotation, molecular function: Hsp70 protein binding; ATP binding.